AUGUCGACGUCCCCGAAGCCGUCGCCGAAACCCGCGCCGCGCGGCGCGACAGCGCGCUGGCCGCGCGGCGCGGACGACGCGCGCGACGGCGACGGCGACGCGUCGUCGUCGUCGGAUCUCGUCCAUCUCAUCACCCCCUGGGCCCCGCGAACCGUCGACCGCUCGGUUCGUCGCGCGGACGACGCGUCCCCCGACGCGCGACGCGACGCGACCGCGCGUCGCGGCCGCGCGAUCGUCGCCGUGGAGCGUCGCGUCGCGGCGCUGCGCGUUUCGCUGACGCGCGAGCUCGCGCGGCGACGCGCCGCGGCCGACGCGCUCGCGGACGCGCCGCUCGGGACUGCCGGCGGGGAGGCGCCGUCGUCGUCGUCGUCGUCGUCGUCGUCGUCGUCGUCGUCGGAGCCGUCGUCGCGGCGGCGGCGGCAGCGCGCGGCGCCGACGCUCGUGCGACGGCUCACGCGCUUCGUCGAGCGCUCGCCGCUUCGCGUCCCCGGGAGCGCGUUCGACGAGGCGAGCGGCGCGUGGACGCGCGUCGCGUUCCCGCGCGGCGACGACGGCGGCGACGACGACGGCGGCGACGGCGGCGACGACGCCGCGGCCGACGCGUCAACAAGACCGUAUCGGCGCGCGGACGUGUUGCUCGUCGAGCGAUGGAUGUGCGAGAUGCUUCGCGAAGUCGAUGGCGAUUUCAAGGACGAAUCACGCGACGACACGUCAGCGCACGCGGCGACGUGGACCAAUGACGGCGAAGCCGGCGGCGCGUCGUCGGACGACCUCGCUGAAGCCGCGAUGUGGAUCCACCGCGUCGCGUUCGAAGAGCUCGUGCGCUUCGCUUCGGCGCGCUGCAAAGAGACGAGCGACGCGUUUCGUCGCGUGUGGGACGGCUUUUUUCUCCUCGUCGAACUCCGCGCGGCGACGAUUUACGAGACGCAAAUACACGACACGCACCUCGAUCGACACGCGUUGAAGCGCGACCUCGACGAUCGUAACGCUCGGAUACGAACCGUCACCAUAGAGCGCGACGAGGCCGUGGGUCGCCUCGACGAGGAGCGGUUACGGCGGGAGAAGGCGCGCGCGGCGGCGGCGAGAGAGGCGCUCGGGUUGAGGUGCGUUCUAUACAAACGUUUGUCACCCAUCGCUCGGUUUCAACAUUUGAUCGCCCCCCCCUUUCAACUGACCGAUGAACCGUUUUUGUAUGGAACGACCCUGAGAGCGACGGCGGCGGACGCGACGCGCGCCGCCGCGGACGCCGCGGAGACCGCGCGGGCGGAGACCGCGCUCAGGCGACGCCGCGACGACGAGGUCGAGAGCGCGAGGCGGGAUCUCGCGUCCGCGCGCUCGAAAAUAACCCUCAUUGAACGGGAGUUAGACGUGGAACGGCGCGAGCGACGCCGCGCGAUGGACGACCUCUCCGCGGAACGAUCGCGGGUCGAGACGUUGUCGUCGGCGCUGGAACACGAAACGACGCGAUACGAUUUGACGCGUCGCGAGCUCGACGACGCGAACGACGCGCUCGCGACAGCGCGCGAUGAAGCGAGAGCGUUGACCGCAGAGCUGACCGACGCGAGAGCCGCGAUCGAGCGCUUGAACGAGGCGGCGAGAGCGGCGGCGGCGACGAUCGCGUCGAGGGACGACGCGUUGACGCGAAACGCGGGCGCGAUGAAAACGCUCGAGACGACGCUUAAACGCACGGAACACGAGCGUUUUCUACUUCACGACGAGCGAGAUCGCCUACGUAAAGACCUCGCGACGGAGCGAACGAACGUCACCGCGCUGCGCGAGGAGCUGGAGGAGACGCGAGAAGACGCGGCGGCGGCGGCGAAGACGGCGGCUUCCCGCGGCGCCGCGCUCGCCGCGUCGCUGGCCGACGCGAACGCGACGGUUACAAGAGUAACGUCCAUAAACGAGGUGUUAUCACAAGAGAUACGAACCGUCGCGACGGUCGUCUCGACGCUCGCGAGCGACGUGCGGAGUGCAGAGGAGAUCGCGAACGGCGUCCUCGCCGCGGAUCUCGCCGACGGCGUCGUCGUCGAUCCCGAGUCCGCGACGUCGUCGUCCACGGAAGAGCUCCGUUCGAGCGUUCGCGCGGGCGUCGCGUUGAUGCGCAAAGUGUCCGAGCGUCUGAAGUCGAGUUCUGUGGAGAUUGAUCUUUUAACGCACGAAAAAGAUGGGUUACACGUGCGUUUGGGGGCUGAGACCGAGGCGAAGGCGCGCUCGGACGCCGCGCUCUUCGAGGAAAAGGUGCGCAACGAAAAGCUGACGUGGGAGGUCGAGGCGUCGACGGCGGCUUCGAAGGAGGAGACGAAACGCCGCGAGAACCUCGAGAAGGAGAUACGAACCGUCUCGAGAAAAGAAGCCGCCGCCAGGGCAGAGGUGCGCGAACGCGAGGCGACGAUCGCGACGCUGCGCGAACGCCUCGAAGAGAUGGACGCCGUGAAGCGAGACGUCGCGGCGACUCUGAGAACGGCCCUGAAAGAGACCGCCGCGGCGACGAAACAACGCGACGACCUCGAGAAAGAACGCCGGCGGCUCGUCGGCGUCGUGACGUCCAACGAGCGCGCGAUCGAGCGACUCACGGCGGAGGCGGACAAAGUUCCGGGGUUGCGCGAGCUCUUGCGCGCGCGCGAAGGCGACUUGAGCGAGACACGAGACGCGCUCCAGGUUUUGCGGGACGCGACGGCGGCGGCGGCGGCGGCGACGGAGCGACUCUCGAACGAGCUCCGCGCGUCGCGUCUGGAGACCGAAAACGCGCGCGAAGAGUGCGUUACGCUGCAGCGCGAGCGCGACGACGUGCUGCGACCGACCGUGGACGCGCUGCGCGCGCGAAUCGCGGCGGAGACGAAACGGAAAAUCUCCGUCGGGGCGUUGACGCGGCGCUGCGCGGCGCUGCGUCGCGCGGCGUUAACGUCCGAGAUUGAAGCGUUACGAUACACCGAGACCCUCCUCCGCGACGCGACGCGACGCGAGAAGCACUUCCUCGACGCCCUGUGCGUCGCGACGUGGGGCGAAAAAUCGUCCAUCUCCGCGGCGGCGGACGCGGCGGCGUCGCUCCGCGCCGACGUCGCCGCCGCCGCCGCCGGCGCGCGACGCGUUUCCGCGAUGCGAACCGCGUGGGAUCCGAAACUCAUCGCGUUUAAAAACCGUUCGGACGCGGCGACGCAGUGCGCGGACGCCCGCCUUCAGCGCUGGGUCGAGCGCGCGCGGCGGUUGCCGUCGCUCUCGAGUCGAGGCGGCGUCGCGACGGUUCAGAUCUCAAACGUCGCGCCGGCGUCCGUCGUCCGCGCGUUGAUCGUCGAGACGUACCUCGCACGCGUGGACAGCCUCGGGAUCGCGUCCGGGGCGCCGAGCGCGGGAGAUCUCGCCUCCGAGGGUGCCGACUUUGGCAGAGACGCGCACCGCGGCGACAGCGGCGACGACGAGACCGUGUUCGCGUGCCUGGCGCGCGCGGUGCGCGCGUGGAACGCCAAGUCGGCACCCCCGAAGCGAGUAGGCACCCCCGCGAACGCGGACGACGUGCUCGCGUCGGCGGCGUUUUUCGCCGACGCUUCGCGCCACCGACCGACCGACGCGAAGUGCGAGCUGUUCGCGCGCUUCUGCGGCCUCUCGAGCGGCGGCGCGUCCGCGCACUUGUCCUCCGACGCGUUCGACGCGCUCGCGAGGGUCGUUCGAUGCGCGCGAGAGCUGAUGGGGACGACGCGUUGGGAGGAUGAGUUCUUGGCGCGCUGGCGCGGCGACGGCGGCGGCGGCGGCGGCGGCGGAGGCGGCGGCGGCGGCGGCGCGAGCGAAGCCGGCGGCGGCCGAGCGACGCUGCCGAUGGCGCUCGUCCUGGACGUCGUCGCGAACGUUCUGAACGUGAACGACGCUUCGACGCACCCGUUCAUCGCGCGCGUUCGAUCGAGAGAUGGGGCGUCGUCGAUCGACGAGGGCGUCGAUUUCGAUCGGUUCUUGAGCGCGUUGAUCGACCACUUGGAGCGAAACGACGGCGUCGCCGACGCGACGGCGACGCCGCGACGAUUCGCCUCCCUCGACGAUUCGUAUUCUUUCUCUCCCUCGUGCGCUCGGUGCGCGUGGUCCGACCCGCGAGCGGACGCGAGGAGGGACGUCGCGUGCGAGACGACGCGCGAGGGAGGGGCGGCGACGGUAAAGAGCGCGAGCCUCGAGCGCGGCGUCUGUUGA
Molecule: messenger RNA, 4173 nt
Organism: Micromonas pusilla CCMP1545
Lineage: Eukaryota; Viridiplantae; Chlorophyta; Mamiellophyceae; Mamiellales; Mamiellaceae
Exons: 3
Coding region: 1-4173 (1390 amino acids)
Source: RefSeq, a predicted model, not a curated record